AUGAACUCGGAACAAUCCAUUCGACUUCGAAGAAGGGGAUCAACAUCUUUCGAUCCCUCACCUCAAGAUAUCGAUACGAUGGCUGCCAAUGGCUCAGCACCAACUUACGAGUCCGCUACUUCACCUCAAUCAGACUCUGUGUCCCCUCAUCUCGGUAGAUCUCAACCGCCUUGGACAGGAUCAGGAGAGGGUAGAAAACAUCAUAUAUAUUUCUCACCUCAUUUCCCAUCUGAUACAAGUUGGAUGGCAAGAUAUGGUCCUCCUCCUAGUGGCGUUAUCGAUCAUACCGUACAUUGUGAAGAUCUAAGAUCUAGUGCCUAUUUAUCCAGAGAUAGAUGGGGUGAUGCUUCGGAACGACAUUCCAACGCGACUAUGUCAAUUGAACUAACGCCUAAGAUCCAAAAUGAGAUGAACGAAUACGCUCAGAUGGUAGCGGACGCUUCUACCGGUUCGUUCUUUUUGGAUUGUAAAGGUCUUGCAGUAUCGCCGAAUACAUUAGAACGAUUUAAUGAAAUUAGAGAUACGUGUAGGAACGAGGGGACGAAAGGAUGUUUGGUUUAUUCUAAUGCGAUCAAGACGAGACGAUCGUCCAGGGGAUCCAUCUUCCCUGGUUGGACGUCCUCCACCGCUGAAGAGAAGAAAUGGACAAUGAGGUGCUAUAUUGACCAUUCAAGACAGGUUGAUACUCAGGCUACGCAUGAGUCUUUGAGACAAGUGGCAGAGAAGUUGAAAGAAUUGAGCGAAUCUGUAACAAUCAGGUCGAACGAUAUUCAUGGACCUCUCAAGGGCUUUGCGAUACCUCGAGAAGUCUCAACGUAUGCGGUAGAACAGGGUGUACUGGAUGAGUUAAAGUCGUGCGAUCCUGUCGUAUUGACCAAUAGCGUCGAUUCUGGAGUCUUCACGAGAAGACCCACCUAUUAG
Molecule: messenger RNA, 921 nt
Organism: Kwoniella mangroviensis CBS 8507
Lineage: Eukaryota; Fungi; Basidiomycota; Tremellomycetes; Tremellales; Cryptococcaceae
Exons: 2
Coding region: 1-921 (306 amino acids)
Source: RefSeq, a predicted model, not a curated record